AUGGACGGUGCAAGAGACACGUACCUAAUCCGGACCGCACGCCUCGUCCUCGGCCUCGCCGUGCAAAGCGCCGCUGGGCGCAUCCCAGCCGACAUUGCGGAAAAGGUGUCUGCGCAGCUGUUUCCGGAGGAGGGGCAGGAAGUCAUGGGUAAAGAGGAGUUUGAGGCGUUUGUCAAGGGAAGUGUGGAGAGGGGCGAGGUUAGUGUGGUUAGGGGAGCGCAGAUAUUGGAGUUGGUUGGGGCGAGUAUUAGUUGGGUGGGGGAUGGGGAUGAGGAUGAGGAUGAGGAUGAGGAUGAGGAUGAGGAUGAGGAUGAGGAUGAGGAUGAGGGCGUGUAG
Messenger RNA from Alternaria incomplexa, 336 nucleotides. RefSeq lists its product as uncharacterized. The record is from RefSeq and is a predicted model, not a curated record. Lineage: Eukaryota; Fungi; Ascomycota; Dothideomycetes; Pleosporales; Pleosporaceae. The coding region runs from base 1 to 336 and encodes 111 amino acids. The transcript has 2 exons.